AUGACGUAUGACGUAACCCGGAAGCGGAAACAUCGGCGCGAGUGUUGACGCUCAGGAAAAGUUUGAUCCAAUAUGGACGACGUCCUGCAGAACAUCAUGGACCAUGCAGUCGCCGUCGCACGUGAAGCCGGACAGGUGGUGCGUGAGGCGCUCUGUGAUGAAAAACAGAGAGACGUGAUGACGAAAAGCUCAACCGUUGACUUGGUGACACAGACCGACCAGAGGGUGGAGCAUCUCAUCAUCCAAUCAGUGAAAAAGAAAUUCCCCACUCACAGGUUCAUAGGGGAGGAGUCAGUGGCUGCAGGUGAAGCUUGUGUCCUGACAGAUGACCCCACCUGGAUCAUCGACCCCAUUGAUGGAACCACCAACUUUGUUCACUCAUUUCCUUUUGUGGCCGUUUCUAUUGGAUUCUCUGUUGACAAAAAGAUCCAGUUUGGUGUGGUCUACAGUUGUCUCGAAGAUAAGAUGUUCACCGCCAGGAGGGGUAAAGGAGCAUUCUGUAACGGAGAACCACUGCAGGUCUCUGAUCAGGAAGAUGUCAGACGGUCUAUCAUCGCCACAGAGUUUGGAUCCAACAGAGAAACUGAAACAGUCGAGAAAAUCUUCUCCAGCCUCAGGAACAUCCUGAACAUCCCUGUACACGGAGUUCGUGGUGCGGGGACAGCGGCAGUCAACAUGUGUCUGGUGGCGUCCGGCUGUGUUGAGGCCUAUUAUGAGGUGGGGGUCCAUGUGUGGGACGUGGCAGCCGGGUCGGUGAUUGUGGAGGAGGCAGGCGGAGUCCUGAUGGACGUGGAAGGUGGACCUGUGGACCUGAUGUCCCGAAGAAUCGUCGCCGCCAACAACGGGACGGUCGCUCACAGGAUCGUCAAGGAGAUUGAUGCCUUCAGUCCGACCAGAGACGACGCCCCGCCCACACAGUGAAUCCAACACGUCCCAUUCAGAGUCUUCGAUAUAAACAGAGUCGCAACACUUCCAUAGACUCUCGUUGUAAAAAAUGGCGGACCAAAUAUGGACCUACUUCCGAGUUCAGGAUAGUUCCUACAUUGAGUUUAAUGCCGUCUGAACCCAUUCAUUUGUAUUUGUGCUGAUCUACCAACUCCAGCUCUAAACUGAUCAGAUAUGGUCAUCUUUGAAAUGAUCCAGUGUAUUUCCUGUAUCAGUGACAGUUCUGUUGUAAAUUCUG
This is a messenger RNA of Sphaeramia orbicularis (orbiculate cardinalfish), 1183 nucleotides long. Its product is annotated as inositol monophosphatase 1-like. Lineage: Eukaryota; Metazoa; Chordata; Actinopteri; Kurtiformes; Apogonidae. Gene Ontology annotation, biological process: inositol metabolic process; phosphatidylinositol phosphate biosynthetic process; signal transduction. The transcript is spliced from 9 exons. Gene Ontology annotation, molecular function: inositol monophosphate 1-phosphatase activity. The coding region runs from base 73 to 921 and encodes 282 amino acids. The record is from RefSeq and is a predicted model, not a curated record.